CGCCUCCAUACCAAAUCCAAUACUCCCAUACAUCGAAUACUGUAAUCAAGCAAAAAUACCUCUAUAUUAGAAAUUAGCUGAAAACCUACAGCCCAAUGCUACAGCGGAUUGGUCCCAAUGCUAAUAUUCUCCGAUAAAAACUGGCGAUAGUAAUUCAUUAUUUGCUAUUGUGGGUGGAAUUAAAACAGAACCGUCAGUCCUGUUUCUGUGUUUAUAAUCAAAAACAAGGCCUAAAGAGUGUGUGUAUAUGUGUAUACCCCAUGCUCAUUUCUUCGAGUACCCGUUCUCUUCGUUAACAAAAAGCUUUUAUUUAUUUUUACACUUGGCAAGAUAUAUUGAUUAAGUUGGAUCGAAAGACUGUACAAGACUGACGCGGUGCUAAAUCUCCAACUUGAAAGUGAACAAUUGGUCUUUCCGUAGCGUAAAUUAAUAAUUGCAUUUUUUUCUCUAAAAUAAAACUAUUUUGCCGGUACUAACAGUUUGCACUGUGUUGGAAGAGGAUCAGGGACUUUUCCAUGAAGAGUGUAUUGUCCAAGCAUUCACAGACUGGAUAUAACAGAAAGAAGAGUUUAAUGAUUCUUCUGUAGGACUAAUCUCUGUGGAGACUUUUUAUGUCUUGUUCGGAUUGUCAUGCAUGAAAUGUCCGAUUAGUGAACUCAGAGAAAUGUAGAGAUUGUUUACCGAAAAAAAAUCGCACAGAUCUGUGAUACAUAAAUUUUUCUGGAAGAUUUUAAUUGAAAACCUGUCAUAUUUUUAGCAAAACAUAGCAAGGAAGGAUAUGAAGAAAUUUCUUUAAACUUGAAAAAAUCGCAACUUUUAUGUAUUUUUUAUGGGGAUGUCAUUUGCUCAACGAUUUAUUUCUGUGAGGUGAAACCACAAUCCAAAUGGUUUUACACAAUUCAUUUAAAAUUCAAGGAUGGAUACUUCUUUUCUAUUUUCGGGGUGUGGUUGGCCUAUACUUCACUCAGGAGUCCUACGUAUUCAGCCCGGCGGACUCGGUAAUAGGACAGGUAAUAGCACUACCGAGUAUUACCUCACCCCCAGAAUGUCACCAGUCCUCGGUGGGGUACCGUAUCCGGACCGUCAGUGACGUGGCUAUCUCGUUACAAGUCGAUCAAAGGGGAUGGAUACUAGCCAGCUCAACCUAUAAAGGGAAAGGCGACUUCUACUUUAAUGUCAGCGCGGAGUGUGGCUCCGGAACCAAACGGGAACGUGCUGACGUCACAGUUAACGUAAUGAAUGGCGGUACAUGUGAACUGCAAAAUCUGUCGUCUGCGAACAAUUCCAAGCUCCGAAGCAUAACCAAAGAUUUGUGUUUUCAAAAGCAAAUUUUCAACUUGUAUAUCGAGGAGAGAAAAAGAAAUGGGGUCGUCGGCUACUUGUCGAAAUGUGUUCAGAAUAUUUCUGGGAACGGAGUUCAAAGAUUUUAUGCCAUUGCUUCAGAUAUCUUUCUCAUCGACAAUGUGACAUCGGAAAUUCGUCUACUCCGAGAUUUAGACCGGGAACAGGAUACAGACAUGAUCAAACUUGAUGUCAAAUGUGACAUUAACUUUAUGAAGAAAGACAUCAACUAUGUGAAUGAGGGCAUGAUAAACGUACACGUGGCAGACGUUAACGAUAACCCGCCAAUGUUUCACAACACGUUGACACAGCAGAUAAACGCGGGAAAAUUGAAAGAAGUAGAAGAGGUUAUUGUCGAUAAAGAUACCCGGGAUUUUUCCAAACAUGAAAUCAAAGUUCUGGAAGGUCAGGAAUUCUGUCACCCCCUCCCCGUGCACUGCUUCCAAGUGAAACCUGAGAAAACCAUCUGUAAUUGUUUCCACACCGUCUGCCGACUUGAAGUCAAUAUUACCCGCCCAGAAAACGAGAAAAACGACAUUGAUCACAAAUGUUUAGUGCAAGUGCGUGAUCCAGCCAUGCUUCUUAUGUCGGACAAUCCUAACAACGCAGCCAAUCUGACUAUUAUUAUUCCAUCAGAGAAAUCCCGUGUACCAGUGAGGGAAUCUCCAGACAUAUUUUACGCCACGAUAUCAAGAAUGGCUUCAAGACUUGCAAAGGUCAUAGAAUUUCCAAAUCCCGAUAAAGGGGCAUUCGCUUUGUCCAAAGGUUCCAAUGACGCUUUUGAUGUGACGUUCUCUUCCGGAAUAGUUUAUGUCAAUGACGUCACAAAGUUACGGAAGUUAAACUCUCAGGUGAACUUGACAAUUGAGCACACGUUUCACCGGCUCACUCUUGUUUUGAAUAUCGAGGGACCGUAUGUACCUGUCGACGACUAUCUCUGCAAUGUUACUUGUGCAAGUUACAUGGACGAAAUAUCGUGUAACAAGGGUUGUGGGGUCGGUUCCGGAAACGGGAAAUGUCGCUGGCGAUCCGGGGACGAAAGGGGGUAUUCCCGGAAGUUUUCCACUUGCGUCUCUGACCUGACUACGUGUACAGACCACAUGUGUGAUGACCGAGAGUCUCUCGAUAUCCUCAUCUGUCCGCAGGACUGCACGACAGCUACAAUAAGAGGGGAGGGGUUUUUGAACACUAACUACAACCCUGCUCGGGGCAUUGACUCGGGGACCAGUCCUUGUUGGUGUAACUAUGCCGGGGAGUGUUCCUGUUUCAGACCUUCGUCUUUCUCAAAAGUGAUUCCUACAUCCCACAUUACGUCAAAGGUGGAGAAGAAGCCCCCAGUCAGAGUCAGGAACCCAGAAACUACGACCGGAAGACUGGAUUUCUCCGACUACCCGUUUACACCAAAAGUCUCUUCCUCUACAGCCCAGUCUCAGAGUAACUCGGGUAUAGGGUGCGACUGGCACUGCCGCACAACCAUUGCCGCUGUCACAGGCUGUGUGGGCGCCCUCAUCUGCGUCAUAGUCUUAACAUGGCGAUUGCGACGGCUCCAUUGUCACGCGGGUCAAACUCUCAAACACGUGGGCAGUGCUGCGUCUAUUUCCGGUGUCCCUUCGGAAUACCAUGAGGAUUAUCGGAUUCCACACACAUCCCCGCAAUGGUCCCCAAAACGAUCACCAGAUUAUAAUAUGGCCAGUGAGGAUCACAAAUGGGAGUUUCCUCGUGACAAAUUGAAACUGGACGAGACCAUAGGGGAGGGGGAGUUUGGGCGCGUUGCGAAGGCCAAAGCGUUCGGAAUGGACGGUCCAGAGGGCUACAAGUGCGUGGCUGUCAAGAUGCUGAAAAACUGUGAUUCAAACGGUGAAUUACAGGAUUUAUUAUCGGAGUACAACCUUCUUAAGGACAUUGACCACCCAAAUGUCAUCAAGCUGCUAGGCGCAUGCACCAGAAAUGGUCCCUUCUAUGUGAUAGUGGAGUACUGCGAGCACGGCUCCCUGCUGCAGUAUUUAAGGAACUCAAGGCUGGAGGAGAACGGCUACAUUAAUCACCGUUGCAGACGAUACUUCAGGUCGCAGUCAGAGAGCGGGAACUCCACGGAGCCAGAGCUCCUGAACAUCAGAGACCUGUUGUCGUUUGCUUGGCAAAUCUCAAAAGGAAUGCAAUAUCUCAGUGAAAUCAAGCUUGUACAUCGGGAUCUUGCUGCAAGAAACGUUUUGGUUGGUACCGGCAAGGUUCUGAAGAUAUCCGAUUUCGGUCUUACCAGAGAUGUAUACGAAGCAGACACAUAUCUCAAAAGGAGUAAAGGUAGAAUUCCAGUGAAAUGGCUAGCACCAGAAUCGUUAUAUGCCCAGGUGUACACAACUCAAAGUGACGUGUGGUCGUUUGGUAUUGUAUUGUGGGAGAUUGUAACACUAGGAGCCCCGCCCUACCCCGGUGUCCCUCCAGAGAGGUUAUAUAACCUGCUGAUAGCGGGGUAUCGGAUGGACCGGCCGGAGGGCUGCUCCGAUGAACUGUAUGCAGUGAUGCAGAAAUGUUGGAAAGCAGAUCCAACGGACAGGCCAGUAUUCUCUAGUCUAACAGGAAUCUUCGAUGGAAUGCUUCAACAGAGAACUGAAUAUUUGGAGCUUACCGGAGGAUUUGAGAAUGUUGAUACAGAUCUCUUUGACAUGUGCCCAGAUGCCAAUGCUAUUUAUUAUGCAGUUGACAGUCGACGAGAACCACCUAUUUCCAGGGAGAGGAAGGAAGUGGGAGUGGGUACAAAGGACCAGGUGGGCAGUGGAGACCCUUAUCUGACGCCGGCAUCCCGGAGUGACGUCAUCAACCAGAAGUGCAAUGAACUCCAGUGUCCGUCGGAGUGUAGUGUUCAAAAUGAUGAGAAUGUCGCAUUACUGCUAGAAUGUCGAACGGCGGUGUUCUCAAAUUCGCUAGAAAGUGAAGACGAAGACAUGCCCCUCAAGCAACCUUUCCAAGCCGUCGCGUAAUGGUUGAUGCUAAAACACUGGGAUUUCUUCAAUUGAUAUAAAAGCUGGAUAAUUACUGUGAGCUUGUUUGCUGACUAGUCUAUUUGUUAAAAGCGAAAAUAGGUUCAAAUUCAUGUGAAACCUUGUUACAUACGUCACAUUUCUGGGAGUGGACACAUUUUGAAGGAGUGAUUUCCCCUAACAUGUUGCACAAUACGUUUGUGCAUGUGAUGCCUAUUCUUAGAUAUUAACCUCCAAAAACUCGUACAUGAUUGUCCUACUUUUCGCUGGUACUUUGAAUUUCUCUUUGCAGUAUUCAUGCAUUUGUUUAAUGGAUGAUCAUGUUUAUUGUAUCUGAAAGAUGAUAUCACAAAAUGUAAUUAAUCAUAUAUUGAUUAUUUGAUUUCAUAUUGUGAACCAACAAUUCCACACCGAGACUGUUAAAUCAGCAAGGACUGAAUUACAUAGAGUUCAGCAUCCAUACACGAGAUAUUACAUUGUUUGAUUAGUGUAGCUGCUAUAUAUUGGCGACUGUUAUUUGGUCAAGUCAAAUUUUGUCAGCUGUCCGUGUUUUGAAUUUGUGUCAAUUUUUUUUUAUCAGUGCAAGGUAUUGGUCCUUUAUUUAUAUCUUCUCUUUUUUUUUCAAGUUUUAUUAUUUUUAACUGUUGUUUACGAUGGCUAUUUAAAAAGGACCACCCACUGUUAAGUGGCCGUGGUAAAGAAGACACAGGGUCGUUAUUCAUUGUGACUUCUUUGGGGGUGACAAGUUUACCCUUGGUGAAUGUUGAAAAUAAGAGGAGACUGCUUCUGGACAUCUCCUUUUUGUACAUUGAAUGUUUUGUUACCAUUUUGAAUAUUUUGCAUGUUGUUUCUCGCAAUUUUGACAUGCUUAUUGUACAUAAUUGAUCAGUUGUUACCCUAUGGUUGGUAGAAUAACUUUGAUGAGCGUUAUUUGAAGUUUGUGUUACGUGUAUGAGAGAGAGUAAACAUCUAAAUCAUCAAUAUAUCAUUGUUCUUUCAUGAAAUAAUGAAGUAUCAUAGAAUUGAUGUACUCGAACA
This is a messenger RNA of Magallana angulata, 5357 nucleotides long. Its product is annotated as proto-oncogene tyrosine-protein kinase receptor Ret-like. Lineage: Eukaryota; Metazoa; Mollusca; Bivalvia; Ostreida; Ostreidae. The record is from RefSeq and is a predicted model, not a curated record. Gene Ontology annotation, cellular component: plasma membrane; axon; signaling receptor complex. Gene Ontology annotation, biological process: positive regulation of kinase activity; cell surface receptor protein tyrosine kinase signaling pathway; protein phosphorylation. Gene Ontology annotation, molecular function: calcium ion binding; ATP binding; transmembrane receptor protein tyrosine kinase activity. Bases 885 to 4319 code for a protein of 1144 amino acids. The transcript is spliced from 21 exons.